CCGAAGAAAAAUGGCUGCACGCGCUGGAAACAAACGUGGUCUGGAGCAUUUAGAUGAAUAUGAACCGCAUCAAGCUAAACAACAGCGAAGUCUUCAUGAUCAGAUGACGGAAAAGCGUCUCGUUGUUGUUUUAGAAGGAGCUACGCUUGAAACCGUAAAGGUUGGAAAGACAUUUGAGUUGCUGAACUGUGAUCAGCACAAGACUAUGAUAAUAAAGAGUGGAAGAGACCCUGGAAAGAUCCGCCCUGAUAUCACGCAUCAGUGCCUGUUAAUGUUACUGGACAGUCCAUUGAAUAGAGCUGGACUACUCCAAGUGUACAUUCACACAGAGAAGAACGUUUUGGUCGAGAUCAACCCACAGACAAGAAUUCCUCGCACAUUUGUGAGAUUUUGUGGACUCAUGGUCCAGCUUCUGCACAAGAUGAGUGUGAGAGCAGCAGAUGGCCCUCAGCGUUUGUUAAGACUGAUUAGAAAUCCAGUGUCAGACCACCUGCCACCUGGAUGUCCCAGAUAUUCUACAUCUUUCAAAGCAGGAGAUGCUGUGUGUCCUAGGUCAAUUGUCCCUACAGAUGGACCUGCUGCUAUUGUCAUUGGAGCAUUUGCACAUGGAAGAGUGAAUGCUGACUACACAGAGAAGACGGUGUCCAUAAGUAACUAUCCUCUGUCAGCUGCUCUGACCUGUGCCAAAUUCUGUUCAGCAUUUGAGGAGGUCUGGGGAGUGUUAUGAUUAAACCAAACCAUGUUACAGUCCUGUUUGUGAGCAGGCCUUUGGACUUUACUCUGUGUGUGCACAUAUGCGGUCCAGUCCUAUGUGCAAAAUGUGCUGUCUGCCACCACAGAGAAUGUUUCAUGUGUUAUAACACGAUUAUAACUCAUGGAAGCAAACAACUACACCAUUUACAGAUUGGGGUAGCCAGUUGGACAUCUGUCUUUACAAAUUGGUUAUGCAUUUAAAUGUUUUCUUGUUGCCAAUAAACCCAGAUUUGCAUUUAA
Molecule: messenger RNA, 993 nt
Organism: Xyrauchen texanus (razorback sucker)
Lineage: Eukaryota; Metazoa; Chordata; Actinopteri; Cypriniformes; Catostomidae
Gene: emg1
Product: EMG1 N1-specific pseudouridine methyltransferase
Exons: 5
Coding region: 11-727 (238 amino acids)
Biological process (GO): rRNA base methylation
Cellular component (GO): small-subunit processome; nucleolus
Molecular function (GO): rRNA (pseudouridine) methyltransferase activity; rRNA binding
Source: RefSeq, a predicted model, not a curated record